Molecule: messenger RNA, 2175 nt
Organism: Colletotrichum higginsianum IMI 349063
Lineage: Eukaryota; Fungi; Ascomycota; Sordariomycetes; Glomerellales; Glomerellaceae
Product: RNA-binding protein rbm25
Exons: 3
Coding region: 1-2175 (724 amino acids)
Biological process (GO): mRNA processing
Cellular component (GO): spliceosomal complex
Molecular function (GO): mRNA binding
Source: RefSeq, a predicted model, not a curated record
AUGGCUCCCCCACCUGGACUAGGCCCUCCGCCAGGCAUGUCUUCCGCUCCGGGAAUGGCACCACCUCCCGGUGUCCAACAGUCCAACAACGCACAAGCUAACCGACAAAGCGGCCUGCCGCCCAACUUCCAAGCUCCCGCAAACCUCCCCAACAUCAACUUCAGUGCCCCGGUCAUUCGGCUCGGAACCAUAGGCGCUAAGCCGGGCGGCCCCGAUGCCGGGAGGAAGGACAACAAUACCGCGACGGGUGGCAGGUCCGGCCUUGGCAUGGACCGCGGAUACGACCAGUCGAGGGCUGCGGCCAGAGAGCACAUGCAGUCGCUGGUUCCCCCCACCAAUGAGGAGAAGCUGCGCACCUUGUUCGUCCACAAGAUCCCCGAGGGUGUUAGAGGCGACGAGGGCAUCGAGAGAAUCCUCAAUGCCGUAGGCAAGCUCCGGAGAUGGGAUGCUGCAGCUUCGGUUCUCUCUGAUGGCAAAGGCGCCAAGUUCGGCUUCGCCCAAUACGAGGACGCCGACUCUUUCGCGACCGCUGCCGACCUACUCCAAGACCUCGAGGUUCCCCUCAAGCGACAGGGCCCAGUGGAGGCGCCUCCAGACGACGAUUCAUUCGACGGGGUGGAGAUGGUCAAGCUCCAGGUUACCGUCGAUCCGAACUCUCUCAAGUACCUCGAAUCCUACAAAGAAGGCAGAGGCGACGAUGGCGCUGCCGAGUCGCGGACGCAAGCCGCCAAAGAAGCAUUGCGGCAGAUUGUCCGGGAUCUUGCCUAUCCCAAGACUGCCGCGACGACCGACGGAGAAGGCGACGUAUCCAUGGGCAACUCGGGUGACAAUGUCGAGGUUGUCAACAUUCCCUUGGCUCAGGACGACGAGCUUGCGGAUAUCCCUGCCGAGAUGAGAGAGGUUGUUGCUGCCGAGAUCGCUGCUUUCAGAGAACGCAGCAAUAAACGAGACAUGGAACGCCUGAAGCGCGAGGAAGAAAUGGAGGAGAUGGAGCGCAACCGCAACGGCCCUUCUCGUCCGUCACGACACGACUCUCCGCCACCGUCCAACUCCAACCACAUUCCUGUCGGCCCCCGUGGUAUGCACAAUGCGCCAUCCGGGCCCCGAGGACAAACCGGCGGCGGUCGCACCACAUCUUUUGUGAAUGGCGGCAUCUCCAACGCCGAUUUCUCCAUCAACCGUGAAGAUGAAGAGACGGACGCCGACGAUGAGGAGCUUCAUCAACGGGAGCUCUCGAAGCAAAAGUCCGAGGAAGACAAGAUGUAUCUCGAGGCGGAGCGGAAAUGGGUCAAUAGAGAACGGUCUCGGGCGGCGGCUCUGGAACGCGAGAAGGAGCGUGAGCUGCAGGAAGAGGAAAGCCUGGAGAGGCGAAUUCAAGAGCAACUGGAGAGAGAGAAGGCCUGGGACGACGAACGAGAAGCAUCGAGGAAGAGUCACCUGUACUAUCGCGAUCACGCAGCCUGGGUCAAGAAGCGGCAGAUCGAACGGGCGGACGAGCAGGCCAGAGAUGAAGCCGAUCGGAGAGCCGAAGAAGACGAACGACGCAGGGAGGCCGCAGACAUGGAGAAGGCGCGCGGCAUCGCCGAUUCCUUCCUGGACCAGCAGGCCCAGGAGAUGGAGCAACGGCAACAGGCGGCGGCCUCGGCACCCGCACCGUUCAAGCUGUCGCUUGGAGCGGCCGCCCAGCGUGCUCAGGCUCAGCGUGUGGCACCUCAACGACGAACUGUCGCUGAGGUGGAGGGUCUCCUCGACGACGAGGAGCAAGACAGCACCACCAGGAGGCAACUCAUCCCUAUCCAGUUUGAGCCUACGACUGCUGCGGACAAGAUGACCGAGGAGGAGCUCAGCAAGGCUGUCCGUGCCCUUGCGCAAGAGAUUCCCUCCGAAAAGGAGGGCCUGUGGAACUGGAGCGUGCAAUGGGACUACUUGGAUGAGACCAUCAUUCGCGACAAGCUCCGGCCGUUUGUGGAGAAGAAGAUUGUCGAGUACCUCGGUGUUCAAGAAGAGAUGUUGGUAGAGGUGGUCGAGGAGCACCUCCGGAAGCACGGCAAGCCAGCAGAGCUGGUGGAGGAACUUGCGGCGGCCCUUGAUGACGAGGCGGAGGACAUGGUCAAGAAGUUGUGGCGCAUGGUCAUCUUCUUCACCGAAAGUGAGAAGAGAGGAUAUCCGGCGUAG